GUCGCUAAAUACCACACCCUGAGUUCAACAAACGAGUCUGAAGCACAUUUUGUUUUCUGUACGCCUGGAUCCUAUUAGCCCCUACCAAUCUUCCGUAGCGUUAUCCCUUGGUCCCAGAUUGCUAUCGCCAGCAGCAUGUCCAAGCCUACUAUCGUAUUUGCCCCGGGUGCCUGGCAUACACCGGAUUGCUACGACACUACCCGCGACCAAUUGCACCAGCGCGGAUGGGAAACGGAGGCUGUGGCGUAUCCUUCUGUAGGAGCAGAGCCUCCUAAUAAAGGCCUUGCUGACGACGCUAUGGCGUUGCGCUCUACUCUAGAAAGACUUGCCAAUGAGUGCAAAGAAAUCGUCCUAGUUGUGCACUCAUAUGGAGGUUUAGUUGGACAAAAUGCCCUUCCGGGUUUGGGCUACAAGCAGCGACAGGCAGCGGGUAAGCAAGGCGGUGUCAUUAUGUUUGUUUACCUCGCUGCUUUUGUCGCUCCAAAGGGGGCGACUAUUAAGGCUAUGCUUGGUGGUCAAUUCUUACCCUGGAUGCAAUUCGAUGGUGAUUACUCUUACGCCGCUACGCCCGAGAUAGUCUUCUAUCACGAUCUCAACCACGAAGCACAGAAGGCUGCUAUUUCAAAACUAAAGCACCAAUCGGCGCGCAUUUUCACCGACCAAGUCACUUAUGAGCCGUGGCAUGAGAUCCCGUCAAUGUAUCUCUUCUGUGAGGCCGAUAAAGCGCUUUCACUACCUAUCCAGCAACAGAUGGCACAGAUGCUAGGUGCGGAUGUGCCGACCUUCACGUCAAUCGGGUCGCAUUCGCCUUUUCUCAGCCAGCCCCAGGAGGUUGUUCAAGGCGUAGAGUAUGCGGCCAAGCUUGGUCAAGACAAGAAGUAGAACAAGAAAAUUCUCAAUGUCAAAGACCAUUUUUCUAGAUUACAAGCUCAUUCUUCCCAU
Molecule: messenger RNA, 942 nt
Organism: Bipolaris maydis ATCC 48331
Lineage: Eukaryota; Fungi; Ascomycota; Dothideomycetes; Pleosporales; Pleosporaceae
Product: Alpha/beta hydrolase fold-1
Source: RefSeq, a predicted model, not a curated record